AUGUGCUUUUUCCUGAGCAACCUCCCCUUCUUACAUAUCUGCUAUUCCUCUUAUGCUGCCCCCAAAAUGCUGUCAGAUUUCUUGCCAGAGAGAAAGGUUGUUUCUUCUGUUGGAUGUGAUGCCCGGUAUUAUUUUUCAAAACACUUGCUGGAUCAGGAGAAGGUGGUCUUCAUUUUUUACAUGCCGGUGAGCUGCCUGCUGAAUCUCCUCAUUUACAGCCUGAGGAACAUGAGGGUGAAGGACAGCCUGCACCUUCCCCCCUUUGGGGGAACAUUAUUAUAUAUUUUUUUCUAA
Molecule: messenger RNA, 294 nt
Organism: Tinamus guttatus (white-throated tinamou)
Lineage: Eukaryota; Metazoa; Chordata; Aves; Tinamiformes; Tinamidae
Source: RefSeq, a predicted model, not a curated record